This is a messenger RNA of Chrysemys picta bellii (western painted turtle), 983 nucleotides long. The record is from RefSeq and is a predicted model, not a curated record. NCBI's taxonomy places the organism in Eukaryota, Metazoa, Chordata, Testudines, Emydidae.
AACCUCCCUGUUCGAUUGGGACUGGCUGGGCCCCCCUAGAUAAUGGGGUUCAGAGAUAACUCCCCACUGAGAUGCAGGGGGCAUCUCCCCUCAUCAGAGCAAUGGGUUCAGGCUCUCUGCAAUCUCAGGCAGCAUCGCUGGGUCAGUCACGCCCAGGCCAGCACCCUGUAGCCUGUCCAUCCGUCCAUCCCACCGUAACCCAUCUCCCGGCCUGUCUCCCCCAGGGCCCUGAGUGCCUGGUGUGGUAGGGCUCACCAUGCCCCGGUACUGCCUCUUCGGGGACACCGUCAACACCGCCUCCCGCAUGGAGUCCACCGGCCUGCCUUACCGGAUCCACGUGAACAUCCGCACGGUCACCAUCCUGCAUUCACUGAAGGAGGGAUUCAAACUGGAUGUUCGGGGCAAGACGGAGCUCAAGGGCAAAGGCAUAGAAGACACGUACUGGCUGGUGGGACGAGAUGGAUUCAACAAACCCAUCCCCACGCCCCCCGACCUGCAGCCGGGGGCAAGUAACCAUGGUAUCAGCCUGGAUGAGAUCCCCGCAGACCGUCGGAAGAAGCUGGAGAAAGCCCGGCAGAACAAGUAGUGAGGGAGGCCAGCGAAUGGGAGGCCGGGCUGGGCGGAGAUCCAUGGCCAACACCACCUAAUGCUUCCCGGCAGUCCCUGUGGGCCUUUCUGCCAUGGGGCAGACUCAAAUUGCUCCCCCUCUUGCCCCCAUCAUGUCCUGUGGAAGGAAGAUGGGCCGGACUGGGUGGCCAACUCGUGCCGGUCACCAGAAAUGAACUCAUCUUUUCAUGCGCUGGUCCCACCUCCCUAGGUGCAUUGUGGGACUGUGGCCCCGACCUAGGAAUUGCUGUUCGCUUUGUAGCUGAAGAUCCAGGUGCAUUAUGAGACUUCGGCCAACCUGGGAUCUGCCGUUCACCUUCAACCAAGGACCCCAGGUGCAUCAUGGGACAUCAGCCGACCUGGGAAUUCAUGUUCAU